Molecule: messenger RNA, 4140 nt
Organism: Anopheles coustani
Lineage: Eukaryota; Metazoa; Arthropoda; Insecta; Diptera; Culicidae
Exons: 2
Coding region: 216-3896 (1226 amino acids)
Source: RefSeq, a predicted model, not a curated record
CGCAGUAAUUUGUUAAUUACAAUCAAUUGAUUAUAAUUAACCCACCCACAAGCUUCAUAAGAAAGCCAAUCGUUUCUGAGAAGUGUAGUAAUAAACAGCGAUCUUCAGCCCAUCGGAGGUUUUGUAGGUCCUCUUUUUGUAUCCAAAUUGAUCACCUGAGAUCACCUUUAAUCUUGCAUUCCAACAAAAGCUAACUUCUUAGUCCGUGUGACACGAUGUCUAAUCGUUCGUCGAAUAGUAAGCCUGACAACAACUCCAAGUCUAGGAACAGCAACAGAAACACCAAUAACAACAACAAGGCUUCCAAGGAUGGUGUUGAUUUCCAGUAUCAUCUUUACUAUUUCAUUAUUGGCCUUUGCCACGACAAAUAUAAGUACUCUGCUCUAUAUGAAGGAGAUAUGGCAACGUAUGGCGCCCUGGAUGAUGUGAUACUGAAGAUCAAACAAAAAGAUGGUGUCUCGAGUCCGGAAGCAUUAUACUUUAUUCAAGCGAAACAAUUUCAAAGCAAGGAGAGAAAAAUAUCGCUUUUCGAUUUACUACACCCGAAAGAUGGCUUCACCAAAUAUAUCGAGGCAUACAAAACGUACAAAUUGUCAGAAACGUGCAUUAAAGAUGGUCUACCAACGCAAAUGAUCUACUGGACAUCGCUGGAUAUCCACAGCACCACGAAGCAACUCAUGGAUGUGUUUCAGGACAGUGAAGACCAUUUGAAAAUUAUAAAUGUUGCUGAUACAUCGCAGAUAGAGAAAUACUGGAUUAAAGAUUGGAAAAAGCUGUUCAUCUUUGAAAUUGCUUCAAAAUUAAAGGACUGUGCGGAGUCAAGUGGAAAACUCACUGAAAUUCAGCAAUGUAAAUGUGAAUCCCUUGCUCAAAUGCUUGUUAAGGAAGUAGUAGAGCAGGUACCUCCUGAAUACGAAGAGGACAAACCGAAAUUGAAACUACGCAAAGCGUUUCUGUACCGCGACACCAGUCUUUCAGAAUAUGCUACAAUACUUCGCGAUUGCUACGAUUUGGCUUAUCAGACAGGGGGUAAAAAAGCUGACUGGAGCAAACUGGAAGGAAAGACCUUCGAUGAUAUCUUCGGGGUAAACUUCGAUGCUGACAUAGAUAACACGGAGAGUACGUUCGAGUACAAAGGCUUAACCGAACAGGAGUUGAAUUGGUUUUUUGAACAUUUCAUAUACUACGUCAAUGUACCAAAAGGUGAAAAAAUGGUUACAUGUUUGAACAAUCUGUACAAUGGAAAUUUCAAUGAACAGAUUUUUGAAAAAUAUUUAAUCCCCAAAGGAGACGUUCAUUUGGGUUUCGUACGUGAAUCUUUAAUCGAUUCAAUAAUUCAAACAGUUAAAAUAACUACCGAGCUCAACGUGGCACCAUUAACAAGCAUAGAGUUUAGCGAAUGUAAGGAACUCCAAGAUAUAAUUGGAUCAUUAUUUAAUCCCAUCACAGAACAACAAUUGUUCCCAGAGCAUCAAUUGACCAUCAUAGCAAAAACUCACAUCGAUUGGACCGUUUCGCGAGUUCUCAGGGAGGUUCGAAAAAUGCCAACCACAUGGAUUGUUGUUCAGGAAAAGGAUGAAAAAAGAAUUAAUGAUGCUCUGCAAACUGUUAUUCACGGUGAGAUGCAGACUAUUAUUGCGGUCGAUUUAAAAAAUCCUCCAAAACUACCCAAGCAAUUACGACUGAUUUGCAUCUUAUCACCCGAUUCGAAAUACGCCAAGGGCAGCUUCUUUGAAGAUCAAAUUAGUAUGAACGAUAUAGAAAAAGUACAUUUCGACCAGUUUGGAGACAAAACAUUUAUCAUUGACGAAAAAGAAAUCAAAUUUUCUGAGUGUUGGAGCAAGAAUACGAUAAACGAUAAAAUAGAAACCCUCGCUGAACUAUACGACCUGAGCAAGUUGGAAGUAAAGUCCGACGUUUACGACUACAAUGAAAAACAUUACAUAGAACGGGAGCUGAUCGAGAAAAAUCGAGUCGUGGCGCAAAGUGCGUUAACGUCGGACCAGUCUCAAGCGAUUUCUAUUAUAAGUGAUACAGCAGGCCAGGGAAAAACCAUAGAACUUUUGCGAAUUGCAAAAACUGCGCCACCGGAUACAAUUACCUUGUUCUUCAGGGCUAAAACUAUCGCAAAUGUAAAACUAUCUGGAAAUGUAAACGCGUACCAAUGUCUGUCGAAGCUGCUCCACAUCGAGCCAAGGAGUUCGUUGACGGAUGAAAUCGUUCUACGGUGCCUUGAGCAAAGCACCGUGCUUCUGCUGGUCGAUGGUUUCGAUGAAAUCGUGGAGGACUCUCAAACACUUGUUGUAAAGUUUAUGAAGUGUGCUUUGCAACAAACAUCUUGCUCCCUUAUAAUAGCCACGAGAACGGAAUCCAAAUCCAAGCUGGAGUCUGCUUUCAAAAACGCCAAAUGUUAUACGCUGGGCAAAUUCGCUUAUGAUCAAUACUUUGAGCAGCUAUGGAUAAAAGAUAGGACCGAACCAGCGACAGAAGUGUUAAGAAGCAACUUAAAAUAUUUCAUUGAAAACUUUGAUACCGUGCUUAAACGCGCCGGAUGUAAAAUCUUUCUCGAAGUCCCACAGUUUUGCCGAAUCAUGGGAAGUAUCUAUCAGGAGCGAAUUGGCAAAGAAAAUUUUAAAUUGCACAACAACUACGAAAUCGGCGCCAUCUACGAUGCGUUUGUUCAGAGUCAGUUCGCAAAUACAUUCGAAGGCUAUUUUGACGAAAGAAAGCUGAAGGACCUAAUGGCCGUUAGAGUUUUGAAAGAGAAUUUCUAUACAAGGCACAUGGAAUUGGCAUAUUACAAUCAGUAUAAUCGAUGCAGGAAGGUUAAUCUGUUUAAGGACCUAGUAUAUUACGACUUGAUAAUGAACCAGGAUGAUCAAUACGAAUUUAUUCAUAUUACCGUCAUGGAGUAUUUCCUGGUCCGUUACUUUAUGGUGGAAGAAAUUGGUGAAAGCAACAAAGUUACUUUCUUACGGUUUUUGGAACGAUAUUUCUGCGUUAAUCGGGUUAAUAUCGCGGACAAGUUUAUAGAUUUCUUUUUAAGCAAUGGAACAUGCUAUAAUCAAACCGAAACCAGAAGAGACGUUAUAUUAAAGUAUCUACAAAGCAAUCCCAGAAACCUUCCCGCAUUUGUUAGGACUACCUUAAACAACGCAACAUUUAAUACGCUGAAGCUUCUCUUAACCGUCUCCCCCGAACCGAUGCUGUUGGACCUGUGUUUCCGAUUCGGAUCAGUAAAGCAAACCAACGACGGUAAAAAAGGAAAAGGAAUGGGUGCCACCUACGACGAGUCCAUCGACAAUGAGAUCAACCUAAAGCGCCUUGGUGAAAAUCAAAUGAUUCUUUUGCUGCAGGCCCUGGAAGAGAGCUGCAGUGACAGACCAAAGAUUAUAGAAAAUGUGCUGUUCCCAACCGAUCCCAAUGAAGAGGACUUUAUUGAAGUGUCCCUUCGGAAACCUUUUCCGGAGGUGUUCGAUAAAGUAGUCAAUUAUUGUACCAAAAAUUGUAUCGAAAAAUUUAAAGACCAUAUAGAGGCCAGGCUCGAGCAGUACGCAGUAGUUAUCGUCCAACACUGUUAUGCCGAGAACAAGGAACGUAUGAUUGAUAAAAUAACGCAACUUUGCAAGGACAAACUUGACGCCGGUACCAUUUCGAGUUAUUUGAAGAGUUUUGAUUUCUUUAAAAUUUUGGUGGAAAACAUAGAGGUAGUAACUGCUGGCAAGAAAUUUAUUGAAACAGAUCGUCUUAAUUUAUUGGGAAAAAUUCUCUCCAUGCUGAGUGAGUUUCUCGACCCGGAAAGUCUAGCCGUGAGAAAGCUGCAAGGUAGGGUGCAAAUUAUUGCUUUAACAAAUGAAUCCAUCAAAAACCGCUUGAACGAGUGGUUGGAUGAAUAGUUGUAAUCUUUAUCCAUGGUUAUCAGACGUCUGCUAUCUAUAGACUUUGAUGAUAGGAAAUCCAAUAAAGAUAAGGAGGCUAUAUUUAUCUAAACUAUCCAUACACAUGCUAGUGGCAACCGCUAUGAUACUACACAAUUGGAAGGAUAAUCAACAUUGGCUUUAACAUUUGUGUUAAACUGUUUCGUAUAAAAUCAAAGUAUUAAGGAAACAAGCAGGGCAAGAUUCCCCGGUGGUGUAAAAU